UUAAAAAAAAAAAAAACUAAUGAAUAAUCAAAAUAUAUACAUCAUUUUUGGUCAUGUCUUCUUCAUCAUCUUCUUCCGCACGAUUUCAGUCCGCCAGUGUUAACCUUGAUCAAUCUCGCAUUUGCCUCUCGAUUCGUCGAUACUGCUAGAUUUUCUCUCGAUUUAUUCUAGGGUUCUUAUUGAUUUCCGCCACCCACUCUCUGUUUUUAGAAUCUUACUUCCGUCUCCUUCGUUUGCUCCUAGGGUUUUCUUCUUUUGUUACCUUCUUCUUCAAUUCAUCUGCGAUUCCUUCUUUUGCCCAAUUUUUCGAUUUUGAUUCUUGCAAAUUUGUAUGUUUGGGGUUAUUAAUUUUGUGUCGGAUUAGCCACGCAGAUCGAAGGUUUUUUUAGCUUCGUAGCUAUUAGAUUUUUCCCAUUUCCGGCGACUUUGAAGCCACGAUAUAUAGAUAGAUAAAUCAGGGAGGUUGCUUAUUAGCAACCGUUGAAGAAAACGUAACGGUUGGUUAAGGUCUUUGUUUGGAUUUGAGGGUAAGGUUUCGUCCGUGACUCUGACGGGCGAGAUUUGCAUGGGUGAGCAUGAAUCAUGGGCGGCUUCUCCGCCGUCACCCACUCUCUUAUAUCCCAACGGUUUAUUGCCAGGCAAGGCUGCAUCUGUGACAAGGCAGCUCGAUGCGGAGCGAUGGGCCAAGGCUGAGGAUAGAACUGCUAAGCUCAUUGCUUGUAUCCAGCCAAAUCCUCCUUCCGAAGAUCGCCGCAAUGCUGUUGCCAGUUACGUGAGGAGGCUUAUCAUGGAAUGCUUCCCUCAGGUUCAGAUCUUUAUGUUUGGAUCUGUACCUCUGAAGACUUAUUUGCCUGAUGGAGAUAUCGACUUAACGGCUUUUAGCGCUAACCAAAACCUGAAGGAUUCUUGGGCGAAUUUGGUUCGCGAUAUGCUGGAAAAGGAAGAGAAGAACGAGAAUGCUGAAUUCCAUGUCAAAGAAGUCCAGUAUAUUCAGGCAGAAGUAAAGAUAAUUAAGUGUCUGGUGGAGAAUAUUGUGGUGGAUAUAUCUUUCAACCAGAUUGGAGGGCUGUGUACAUUAUGCUUCCUUGAGGAGGUUGAUCACUAUAUAAACCAGAACCAUUUAUUCAAGCGUAGUAUUAUAUUGAUUAAAGCCUGGUGUUACUACGAGAGCCGUAUAUUGGGAGCUCACCAUGGGCUUAUUUCGACAUAUGCCCUAGAAACCUUGGUUCUUUACAUAUUUUAUCUUUUCAACAACUCAUUUUCGGGACCCCUUGAGGUCCUCUAUCGAUUUCUUGAGUUCUUUAGUAAGUUUGACUGGCAGAAUUUUUGUCUUAGCCUCUGGGGACCUGUUCCAGUUAGUUCACUACCAGAUGUAACAGCGGCGCCUCCUCGAAAGGAUGUUGGAGAGUUACGAGUUAGUGAAGCGUUUUAUAGAGCUUGUAGUAAAGUUUAUGCAGUUAAUAUUGCUCCUCAAGAGAUACAGGGCCAGCCUUUUGUUUCCAAACAUUUCAAUGUUAUAGACCCUUUGCGUGAAAACAACAACCUUGGACGCAGUGUCAGUAAAGGUAACUUCUUUAGGAUACGAAGUGCAUUUACCCUUGGUGCCAAGAAGUUGGCUAGGUUACUUGAAUGCCCUAAGGAGAAUUUGAUCCAUGAGGUUAACCAAUUUUUUAUGAACACAUGGGAAAGACACGGCAGUGGUCGACGUCCUGAUGCUCCUGGAAAUGACUUAUGGCUAUCAAGACUGGGAGAUCCUGAGUCAUAUCAUCAAGCUGAAAAUGUUAGUAAUUCUUCAAGCAACAAAAGAAACCAAAAUGCCAUCCGUCUUGGUGGGGUUCACGGAGCUCGGAGUAUGCCCUCUCAACAGAAUAACUGUGGAACAGAAAUUAUAUCUAGAGUAACAUAUCAAACGCAAAAGAGUCGAGGCAACUCUUACCAACCUGCUCAGGAUGUCAUUUCCAAUCAAAGUGCUUCAAAUGAUAAGCUUCAGCAAACUGCUAAGCCAGAAACUCUGGUUAAUAAUUUUCAUGGUACGCAUAUUUUUGCCAGAACCCGGUCUAGCCCUGAGCUUACUGAGACAUAUGAUGAAGCUCUUUUACAAUCACGUCGUAGUAGAGCCCCAGAAGCUGGGAAACGCCAAACUAAUUCUACCAGGGUUGAUAAUAUCAGGAAAAUGAAUAUGGAGUCUGAAACUUUGUCAAGCAGUGUUCGAUAUUCGGCCGACUCAUCGUCAGUUAGGCAUACUCCAUCCCCUCGAAGUCCUGAUAGUACUGCUGACAUGAGCAGUGCAGUGAAUAGUUACUAUGAUGAAUUAGGGUCAGUUUCCGUGAAUGAAGACUUCUCUGUUGCAGGGGAACAGGAAGAGCAAGAUCUUGUUAACUCGAUGACAUCUGCUGCUGGGCAAGGUUUUAAUGGACAUUUUCCUUUCCCUUUUAAUUUUUCAACGGGUCACUUACCGUUUCCAAUUACACCUUCUAUCUUAGCUUCAAUGGGAUAUGGUCAGAGGAAUAUGCCUGGUAUUAUUCCUUCUAACCUUCCUUUCAUCGACACACCUUGGAGUACUAAUGUGCAAUUUCCACAAAACUUUGUGUCGCCACCGUUUACCCAUUAUUUUCCCAGUGGAGCCCACCCAAUUUCAGAAAAGCCGAGCAAAACUGGUAGUGAUGACAUGGGGUCUUCAGAAGUGAAUGUCGAUGAGUCUGACAAUGAUCUCUGGCACGAGCCAGAAAGGGGAACUCAUAGUUUUGGACUUGAAAAUGGUGGUUAUGGAAUGCAUCAGGCAGAUGAUAAACAUCAGUCAUCUUUUGCAGAGCACAGUUUUGUACCCUCAAGUAGGAAAAAUCGACUGACAAGGGGAGAUGGUUUCAAAAAUUCCCACUCUCCAGUCAGAGGAAGCAGUCAGAUUCAGAGUGAGGAGAGAACUGCAGGCUCUAGAUCUGUGUCUGGUGCUAGUUCCGUUCGAAGCAGGACUUCAUCUGAAAGCUCUUGGGAUGGGUCAACCACAAGGGGGUCAAAGCCAGCUAAGGAUAGACGGAAUAGGAAAGUUGUGUCUGGGGCUGCAUCUACACUGUAUGGAAAAGGAAAGAGUGUUCCUGAGCACUCAAUCCAGAUUGAUGAUGAUAACAGAGAAUGGAUUCCUGUAUCUAGCAAUGAAAUAAUCGAUAGAGAUCUGGAGCCUCGUCCUACUGUCCCUUCAUUUCAAGUACAGAGGCAUCAAAUACAUGGUCAUGAACUAGCUCAGGCAAGUGGAUCAGAGUCCACAGUGUCUCUUGCUCCUUUUCUCCUUGGCCAUGGCAUGCAACAAAAUGAGGUUGAUAAUUCUGGAUACACGUUUUAUCCCACAGGGCCGCCUGUUCCGAUUGUUGCAAUGCUCCCAAUGUACAAUUACCAAGCUGGUGGUAAUGCGACAUCGGAUACUCUGGCAAGCCACCACAGUGUGGACGAAGGAGUAGAGAAUCAUGAUCCCUGUAAAAGUUUUGACUCGUCCAGGGGACUUGAUCAGUCUGAGAUAGUAGUUUCUUCGCACGCCACUAGAAUUGGCUCUUCUGCAGAACAGGUGGAGCAUAAGAAUGAUAUCCUCAAUGGUGAUUUUAUAAGCCAUUGGCAAAAUUUGCAGUAUGGCCGCUCUUGCCAGAAUUCUCAACAUCCGCCUGUGUUGUAUCCUGCCCCUGUUGUAGUGCCACCUGCUUAUCUCCAGGGGCGUUUACCAUGGGAUGGUCCUGGAAGACCUCUUGCUUACACCAAUGUUGUGAAUCAACUCAUGACCUACGGACCUCGUCUUGUACCGGUUGCUCCUGUACAACCUGUUUCAACCAGGCCACCCAACAUUUACCCUCGUUAUGCUAAUGAAACUCCCAGAUACCGAAGUGGGACGGGGACCUAUUUUCCAAAUCCUAAGAUUUCUCCUAGGGAGCAGCGGCCUACAUCUGGCAUGAGGCGUGGGAAUUAUGGGCAUGACAGAACCGACCAUCAUAGUGAUAGAGAAGGGAAUUGGAAUGCUGGUACAAAGACACGAGGUUCUGGACGUAACCACAACAAUCGUAACCAAGCUGACAAUAAGCCAAGCUCAAGGCAAGACCGAUCUGAUAGGCAUUGGGGGUCGUCGUAUAGGCAUGAGUCGUCCUCCUAUUCUUCUCAUCAUUCUCAAAACGGUCCAAUUCGCUCAAACACUUCACAAGAUGCUUCUGGAAAUAUUGCAUAUGGUAUGUACCGAUUGCCGCCGGGCAUGAAGCAAAACAGUGUGACUUCUUCAGAGGGACACAACGUUCCAUCUGUGAUGAUGUUUUAUCCAUAUGACCAUAAUAAUGUUUACAAUUCACCAUCUGAACACCAUGAGUAUGGGUCUCUUGGACCAGCGGGUGAAGCGCCACAUUUAAAUGACGAGGAUCAGCCAAGGUUUCGUGGUGCUGCUGCUUCUGCUCAUAUGUCUUCACCUGACGAUCCUUCCUCGCCUCACUUCCCCAGGGGAAAGUAACAUCAAUGGUUGCUCAAGUUUAGCUGCAAUAAACUCAAGAACUUAGAAGAAUACUGUACGAUCACAUCACUAGGGUCUUGGAAAUCUAAAGAAGGCAAAAAGUUGUGAAGCCGUGAAAGAAGAGUCAAGACUUGAUAGACCUCAGACCAAUCUCGAUUUUUCUGUUCAAGUGUGCUCUUGAGAGCAACAAAGAAGGAAACCAAGUCAAAGAGGAAUCGGUUAGCGACCCAAGCCUGGUUUGUUCUUUGUAUGUACACUACAAUCAAGCCAAUUACCGCUCAUGAUCAUCGGUUUUAAUCAUCGUUUUCACGGAGACUGCUGCUUGGUUUUAAUAGCCCAGAUGGAUGAAAAAAACGCAGGAACUCUUUCUCAGAUCUAGUACGGUUAGGUAACUUUACUCUUCUUUUUUCCCUUAGCAUUUUAUUUCCAUAGAAAAUGUAGUCUUUUUGCCCACAUAGAAACUAUUAGAAUCCAGGGCUUAUCGUCAACCAUGUUUCUAAAAAUUCAAGAAAUAAUUCCUCUACUAUUUUCAGAAAAAGAAAACAGUACACUUUUUAGCUCUGAUGACGCUUAUUCAGGCCAGGCCUAAAUAGUUUGGGUAUUGCUUUGCUUAUGUUUUCGGCCAUUAGUGGGCUCGAAAGUAUAUAUGAAAAUUUCUGUCGGUUUUUAGUUUGGAAUUAAAGAUGGUUUAACUUCGUCUUUA
Arabidopsis lyrata subsp. lyrata is the source of this 5177-nucleotide messenger RNA. RefSeq lists its product as uncharacterized. The coding region runs from base 566 to 4474 and encodes 1302 amino acids. The transcript is spliced from 9 exons. NCBI's taxonomy places the organism in Eukaryota, Viridiplantae, Streptophyta, Magnoliopsida, Brassicales, Brassicaceae. The record is from RefSeq and is a predicted model, not a curated record.